CACACACACACACACACACACACACACACACACACACACACACACACACACACACACACACACACACACACAUCCAAACACAGCGGGCUCAGAGGGGCAGGGCAUGCUUUUUGUUGUAAUGAGUACCAACUACUAAUCUACCAUCACACUGCGGCACUGACUGCUACAACAGACGGUAGGAUGCGGGCUUCCCAUUAGACACCCACCCGUAUUUAUUUAUUUUUUUUAGCCACCGGAAACAUCCCUUUAAUUUGAGCUGCACCGAUCAAACAUGCCUCCGUCGACUCGUCUCGGGCUUUUCUCAGGGUGGAGGGACUCUAAACGAGAACAGAUGGGAUGCAAGUAGCUCGUCUUGCUUGAGGGACUCUGCAGAGCAAGGUAGUGAAAUCUCUUCCCCUUCCCCACUCCACGCCCUGUCAUUAUCAUCAAUAGCUGCCCUGGCAACCAUGUCCCCCCCAGCAUCGGCUGCGACAGCGACUGAGAGCAGUACGACCACCGUUCUGGAGGAGGACACCAGAGAGGAGCAAAAGCCCCUGAAGCAGUCUCUGAGCAAGUCACUGUGCCGGGAGAGUUUCUGGAAAUGCCUGCUGCUGUCUGUUCUCAUGUACGGCUGCAUGGGAGCGAUGGUUUGGUGUCAUGUCACCAAGGUGACCCGCUUCACCUUUGACAGGAAAUCCAUGAUGUACCAUGACAGCCCCUGCUCCGACGGCUACAUCUACAUCCCUCUGGCCCUGCUGGGGAUGCUCUACUUGGUCUACCUGGUGGAGUGCUGGCACUGUCAUGUGAAGAACGAGCUGCAGCACAAAGUGGACGUGGAGGGCAUCUACGAGCGCAUCCAAAGAAUGCAGCAGGCCAAACCGUGCAUCUGGUGGAAGGCCAUCAGCUAUCACUACGUCCGCAGAACACGACAAGUCACCCGCUACCGCAACGGAGACGCUUACACCAGCACCCAGGUUUACCAUGAACGAGUCAACACCCACGUGGCAGAAGCUGAAUUUGACUACAGUCAUUGUGGUGUGAAGGAUGUUUCCAAGCAGCUGCUGGGCUUGGAGAAGUGCGCGCUCACAAAGAUGCGCUUCACCAAAUGUUUCAGUUUCGCCAACGUGGAGUCGGAGAAUUCCUACCUCACGCAGCGAGCGAGGUUCUUCACUGACAACGAGGGCCUGGACGACUACAUGGAAGCCAGGGAGGGCAUGCACCUGAAGAACAUCGACCUGAAGGAGUAUGUCAUCGUGAUGUCCGACCCUGAGCGCCACCCCUGGUAUCUGUCCCACUAUGUCUUCUGGUUUGCCUCUUUUCUCACUUUCUCCUGGCCUCUCCGAGUCUUCUCAGAGUAUCACACCGCGUACGUCCACUAUCGCGUCGAGAAGCUCUUCGGGCACGAUUACCUCCCCGUGACCCCGUGUGAAGAGCGGCCAUAUUGGCGCCGCAUCCCCCGCGUUAACACCAUUGACAGUACAGAGCUGGAGUGGCACAUUCGGUCCAACCAGCAGCUGGUGCCCAGUUACUCGGAGGCGGGCCUCAUGGAUCUGGCUCAGUGCCCGUCCAGUUUCAGCGGGACGCGUCAAAAUUGCGAGCGCUGCCACAGAGCCGUCAGCUGCUCCUCAGUGUUCUCCCGGAGCGCCCUCAGCAUCUGCACCGGCGCCGGCUCCCGCAUCCCCUUCAGCGGCAGUCGCUUCUCCUUGGCGCGCCGCUACGGCUCCCAGCGCAGCUUCUUCUGGAGGAGCGGCAGCUUGGAUGACCAGGAGAGUCCCAGUGAAAACACCCGCUGCCUCUCGGAGCGACUCGCCACAGAUGAAGAGGAGCCCCCGGACUAUGAGGACGCACUGUGCUACCCGGUGCUCAUUGUGCAUUGCAGCGAGAAUUGCCACAACCACAGAUCGUUCCACAGAAACGGCUCGUGUGUGGAGACUUCCUUAUGACUAUGCAGUCACUGACAGAACAACAGUGGCAUUUCUGUAGCGUAAAAACAAUUUGCACAUCAGAAGUGUGUAAAUGAGUCUUAAUGUGAGAUACACAGAUCUGUGGCUGUGUUGUCUGAAACAAACGCCUGAUGUCUGAAUGUGUGAAUCACCAAAGCAAUAACAGUGGUUGGUGAACUGAGACGAAAGCAUCAGAAAUAUGUGAACCUGUUUGGAUACACACACAGAUACAGAAUGUAUCUGCCUUGCUUGCAAUUAGAAGCAAGCAGACAAUGACUGUUACAAUGUACAACAUUGCCAAGAAGAGCUCAUAAGCGUACCGUAUAGAUGAGAGUGAAACUGGAGCUGCAGUUACCUCAAAAGACCUUUCUGAGGCCACUUUAAUCAUCUCAUUCAUUCAGUGAAAUGUCAGUAACACAAACACGUCAGAGCUGAGCUGUGAAACAAAGUCAGAGCUGUUUGUGAUCAUCAUCAGGAAAGGUUAGGUGGAUACGUUAAAGUCUUUUUUAUUACAGCAAUAAACUGUGAAAAUAAAAACAAUCCUCUCGAAACAUAUCACAAAGAUACGUCAGAAACCAAACCUCCAGUCAAAAAGAGACACUUCACUCAUGGAUGUUCUCACAGUUGAUAAAACCAAUCAGAGAUGUUGAAACAUUUUCUUUAUUUGAAGCAGUGUAAAUGAAUUCUCAUGUACAUACAUGUUUUAUUAACAGGCCUCAUUUAGUUCUACCUGAGUGAAUGUUUUCAAACGAGCCUUUUGACACCUGCAGAAUACAGGUAUACAUUUAUGUUCAGUGUGGUUUUUAUGUUUCAGUGCUAAGUGACAUAAAACCAGAAAUAUCAUUGACUGUGUAAUGGAGGUGGGUGUAGUUGCCUUGGUGUCACCCACUGACUUUGGACUUUGCCUUUUUUAAUCCAUGAUUUGGGCAUUUUUCCUGUCAUGGUGUGCUUUUUUAUUUUAACACCGGAAACAACUACAUUUGGGCAACAUGGCGGAUGUUGCUUAACAUCCAACUGGUUGACAAGUUUUGUUGUAGUGACCUGUCAGUCCAUGUUUGCUGUACUGUAAUCCUGCUUGAGUGUCAAGAUGACUUGAAUCUACAGAUUAGAUCCAUAUGCGUAUUAGAAAAAGAACUUGGUCCUUUUCCCCAUCUGUUUUCAUCAUAGACUGUAUAAAACAUGGACGUAGUCUCAGUGACGUCACCACUGGUUUUUUGAUGCCCACUUUUGAAGUCCAUCAAUGGUGGCUGCCAUAUUGGAAUUGCUAUCUCAAACUAACUUUCAGUCAACCUAGUAAGAGGUAAAGAGGCGGACCUGAGAGGGGCCUCUAGCCUGCUGACAGAUGUGCCUGACUUUUAGUCAGAUCAGCCACGGCCAUUAAUAUGACUAACUCUUAACCUUCAUGAAAAAACAAAUGGAUGAGAUUUACCCACAUACAGCGUAUGCCAAUGAACCCAUGAGCUAUUCGGACCAAAUCUGUAUUUGAACCCGGCUGUAAACCAUUUUUUUUCUGCUCUAAAAAUGGCUUUUUUGAAAGGGUUUGUAUGUGACUUCUGGUGCUUUUGACACCCGAGGAAAUUCAGCUUUUUGCACUCCUGCAUUGGCUUCAUUUUUGAACACCAGAUGUUGCUGCUUGGUUUUCAUACAAUCUGAUUUCUUUUACAUCCGGUGGGGUUGCCUCUUGCUUUCCUUUAAAGAGAAUACAAGGUGACGGCUACACCAACUUCUAAUAUACAGUCUAUGAUAAAAACAUCUUAUCUUAUUAUUUAAGACCUUGUACCCUUACUCAGUAUAGAUGUGUCUUCAUCACUUCUUGACUGGUUUACUAUCGAGGCUUGUUUUGCUGCUUCUACAAUGGAUUCGACUGUUGGUGCUAAAUAUCAACUCCAGAGAGAAACAUGACUUUGUUUUGAUGUUGAUGGAUUAACACUUACUCCUAUAAAAAAAGUAUGAGGGCUGAGCGU
Messenger RNA from Labrus mixtus (cuckoo wrasse), 3886 nucleotides. Its product is annotated as transmembrane protein 151B-like. The record is from RefSeq and is a predicted model, not a curated record. NCBI's taxonomy places the organism in Eukaryota, Metazoa, Chordata, Actinopteri, Labriformes, Labridae. The coding region runs from base 447 to 1922 and encodes 491 amino acids. The transcript has 2 exons.